Molecule: messenger RNA, 850 nt
Organism: Diachasmimorpha longicaudata
Lineage: Eukaryota; Metazoa; Arthropoda; Insecta; Hymenoptera; Braconidae
Product: cuticle protein 7-like
Exons: 3
Coding region: 223-753 (176 amino acids)
Cellular component (GO): extracellular matrix
Source: RefSeq, a predicted model, not a curated record
AAACCAACUACUCAGUUUAAUUGUCGCGGUAGAAAUAAAAAAGAAAUUACGUACGUAACCUUGAAUUGCACAACUCUUAGAGCACCUGAAGAAUUGAACAACAUGGGAGAGGGACUACUGCCACGCACUACAGUUGUUUGAGUAUAAAAGUUCCCGACGCAACUUUAGGAAUAUCAGUCGAUUAACAUUGUCCAUCCGCGGAUAAUAGCCCUCAAGGAAACCAUGCUCAAGUUUGUCGUUCUUGUAACAAUGGCUGUCACCAGCCAGGCAGUUUACAUUGGUCACAACGGUUAUAAUGAUUAUGGAUAUGGGUAUGAUGGGCAUGCUCUCACUCACACGGCAAUUGUAGAGCCCGCAGUCACUCAAGUGGCUUAUGGAGUGAAUCCUCAAGUUUAUGGAAGUUAUGAAGCUUAUCCAACUUAUCCAACUCAUCAUGACGGAUAUAACCAGCAUGAUCAUCAUGGUCACCAUGCACCUGCUAAAUACGCCUUUAAUUACGGAGUAAAUGAUCCCCAUACCGGUGAUGUCAAGAGCCAACACGAGGAGCGUGAUGGAGAUGUUGUGAAAGGAUCAUACAGCCUAAACGAGCCUGACGGCACAAUUCGAGUUGUCGAUUACACAGCUGAUCCGCAUAAUGGGUUCAACGCUGUUGUUAAGAAAAUCGGCCACGCUGUUCAUCCAGCUCCCGUUGUGAAACACAUUGUUCCUCAUUAUCCAGCCCAUCGAUAUUUGAGCCACGAUUACGAAUAUUAAAAGUUAUUUCCAGUAACUUUGAUUUUUUUCACAAUUUGUAUAUGAAUGAUGAGCUGUGUAACACUGCCUUUAUGGAAAUAAAAUCAGUUCUUGAAUA